AUGGUACCUUCUCUCGCCAACAAGGCCUUUCGGUGGCCCAGGAGCACCUCAUCCGAUAAAUCCCUCACGCUGAAACCCUCACGAGAGAACGAUGCUCCUCGCGGUACGAACCGCAACGAGAAGACUGCUGGUGGCCGUGGCGGUGUACCCCUUGCACCCAUCGUGACUUCGAUGUCCAGCAACAACGGCGGCGGCAGGUCUAAGCCGUUGGCUUCCAUCGUCAACAGUGGAGGAACGGGGUCAAGUUCGGGAGGAGGGGACCCGAAGGGAGGAGCAGGAGCAGGGACCGUGCUGUCUCACGGCGGCGUGGCCGUCGCACAGAAGCCCCGGCGGACAACGGCAACAGUCUACGUCGGACCGGAGAAGCAGCGCUUCCGCGUCAACAGGAAGCUCCUGUGUGCGUCGUCGACCUUCUUCAGCGACCUCCUCGAGGGCAACGCCAGCGGUAGCGGCAGCACGCCACACUCGCAGUUGCAGUCUGGCGGCAGCUGGCAGAGCGUCUCCCUCUGGCUCCCGGGCGAGCUCCCGUCCAUGUUCGCCCUCUUCGUCGACUGGCUGGGCAUGCCACGCCACCACUUCCGCCAGCACCUGGACGACGCCGUCGCCCGCUCGCACCAGCAGAACGGCGAGCGAGGCCUGCACGACACGCACUGGGCCCUGAUCCGGCUGCACCUGUUCGCAUCGCAUCUCGGGCUCCUGCACCUGCAGGACUCGGCCAUGGACGCCAUCCAGGACCUGUACCUCUCGUGCGACUGGGACCUGCCGCCCGCCCUGCUGUCGUACCUGUACACAUGCUGCGAGUCGCUCCCGGCCGUGCGUCUGCGCCGCUGGGCCGUCGCCAUGGUGGCCUUCUCCCUCAGCACGGCUUCCGUCGACGACGACGACGACGACGACGAUGACUAUGACGAUGAUGAUGACGACACCGACACCAGCUCUCCCAUCUCCCCCGCCUCGGGCGCAUCGGUGGAGAUGCACACCCACCUCGCCCGCCGGGCUGCCGCCGCCGGUGCCAACGCCUCCGUCGAGGACCACGACAUCGACGAUGACCACGCCAGUCGCCGCCACAAGGACUUCCACCACGACGACGCCCGCCGCUUCCGCCGCCUCAUCGCCUCCAUUGACGAGCUGGCCGAGGAUUACGACGUCCAUCUCGCCAAGAUGGCCGCCUCCAACCUCGACAUCCGCGUCAAGAACCCCCAGCUGCGCAUCCCCGCCAACCGUCUCCGCAACGAUGAGAGGGCCUUUGGCUUCCGCGAAUGCUCCUUCCACUCCCACCGCUCUACGGUCGGCGAAAAGCGCUGCCCCCACGAGAGGAAACGUAUUCGUGCACUGGCUGCCGAAUCGGACGCCACCGCCGCCGCCCCCGCUGCCGCCUCUGCUCCCGCUCCCGCUCCCGCUCCCGCUCCCAACACAGCAACGGCCGCAACUGCCCCGUCAAAACUCCUACCGCCAAAUCACCAUGGUGUCGAGGCGAGCAACAGCAGCGUUCCAUCUCCCAGUCCGAGCCACAGCAGCGCUUUUCCGCCACCGCUCGUCAUAGGUCGUCGUCUCAUGGUCGACAAGGCUCACAUCGCCGCUGGGGGCAGCAGCUUCACCCCCAUGCUGUCAGGGGAGCAGUCGCCCGCCGGUGGUCUGGCACCGCCGACUCGGUGGCACAGCGUGAGGGGACGGGAGAGACCGCAUGUGCAUGCGAGGAGUAUUUCCAGUACGGCGAGGUGA
Geosmithia morbida is the source of this 1719-nucleotide messenger RNA. RefSeq lists its product as uncharacterized. The record is from RefSeq and is a predicted model, not a curated record. The transcript has a single exon. Lineage: Eukaryota; Fungi; Ascomycota; Sordariomycetes; Hypocreales; Bionectriaceae. Bases 1 to 1719 code for a protein of 572 amino acids.